AUGGGAAGCACAAACGGUCCGAACAUCUCAGAGCUUUCCGGCUCCUCCCUGCGACCUGCCGAAAGGCUGCCGCUGGAUGACAAGUGCCGGCAUUACGAAGGCAAGCAGCAAGUUCCGUGGGACAUUCAAAAAUACUUUGCCCAGAGGUACUCCAUCUUCUCGUGGUACGACGAGGGUGUGCACUUGACCGACGAUGCCUGGUUUGGAGUCACUCCGGAGCCAGUUGCGAAUGCCAUUGCUUCCAGCUUUGGUGGAGUAGCACCAGAGAAGACUGUCCUCAUAGACGCCUUUGCCGGUGCCGGAGGAAACACCAUCGCUUUCGCCCUGAGCGAACGUUGGGAGCACAUCAUCGCCGUCGAGCGCGAUACCUCGACGCUCGCCUGCGCACAGCACAACGCAGAGGUGUACGGCGUCGACCCUUCCCUCAUCACCUGGGUCAACGGAGACAGUUUCGAGUACAUGGACGCCUUGGUGAAGCACCCUCACCAUCUUCAUCCCGACUUGCAAGUCGACAUGGCCACGACAGUCUUGUUUGCCAGCCCUCCCUGGGGUGGCCCUGGAUAUCGCUCCGACGAAAUCUUUGAUCUGCACACGAUGCAGCCGUACAACCUAGACCAACUCCACGCCGCCUACGAGCCCAUGGAUCACGUACUUUUUCUGCCGAGGACCAGCGACAUUCGGCAGAUUGCAAAGCUUGCGCCCGACAAUCGAAAGAUUGACGUCAUUCAGUACUGCAUGUACGGCGCCAGCAAGGCCAUGAGUGCCUAUAUACCGGCCAGCGUGAAACCCAUCCGGAAUGAGAAUGGAUGCACGGCCUCCGACACGAGUUCCACGGACGAUUCUUCAUCCGAUUCAUCCGACAGCGACGAUAGCGACUCCCCCCCCUCUGUUCAGUGUUCGAAGGGGCCCCUUCAAGAAGAAUAG
Messenger RNA from Drechmeria coniospora, 924 nucleotides. Its product is annotated as RNA cap guanine-N2 methyltransferase. Gene Ontology annotation, cellular component: nucleus. The record is from RefSeq and is a predicted model, not a curated record. The transcript has 3 exons. Gene Ontology annotation, biological process: 7-methylguanosine RNA capping; 7-methylguanosine cap hypermethylation. Lineage: Eukaryota; Fungi; Ascomycota; Sordariomycetes; Hypocreales; Ophiocordycipitaceae. Gene Ontology annotation, molecular function: RNA cap trimethylguanosine synthase activity. Bases 1 to 924 code for a protein of 307 amino acids.